AUGCCUAUCUCGCCGGCAUGGCUUCUCAUUCCCCGCGGCGAGCACUCCUCGUCGCCGGAGGAUGACAAGUCCUCAACAGCAGGCACAACAGGGAAUCUCGUUCCCCAGGAUUCAUUCGCAGAUGACCUAUUUCGCGAUAAGUUCAUGGGUAUCGCCAAAGGAGGUUCAAAUGGGGAGAAGAUUAUGCGCGGCUUUUUAAUAGGCCUGGCUAUUGGCCUGGUUGUUGCAUGCUUCUUUUGCUGUUGGUACCCAUGUUGUCGACCAAGAUUCCAAAAUCAGCGCCGAAGGCGACGGGCGCGUAGAGGACCUCCCACAGCAGACGAAGAGCAAACCACAGCAAACCCUCCACCUCCCGCAUAG
This is a messenger RNA of Fusarium sp. VM40, 360 nucleotides long. The record is from the annotation of a GenBank genome assembly. NCBI's taxonomy places the organism in Eukaryota, Fungi, Ascomycota, Sordariomycetes, Hypocreales, Nectriaceae.